AUAUAAACACAACAUAAUACAAAGUAAUACAAUAUUUACUGAUAAGAAAAUAUUCUGAAUUCAAUCAUCAAUUGAACUUUGUCUGUGCAAGUGUUAACAAGAAUAAUUGUUAUAAUGAAAACACUUAUAGUAGUCGUCGCUGUGCUGAUUCAAAAUUUAGCGAUUGCAAAAAUAGAGGUCGCAUCUAAAGAUGGAUUAACUUUGUUUAACAACAUGCUGGGAGAUUUGUUCAACAAUUGCGCAGCCGAAUUUGGAACCAUCGGAUUCUGGGGGGACGAUGAAAUUUUUCGAAAACUAGAUGACGAAACCGAUGCUGAUAUUGUUCUGCUGAAUAACUCUACAUUAUUUUAUGAAGCGUCUGUUCGAAGAAUGAAAUUUUUUAUAACAGUUAUUAAACGUAACAUGGUAGUGCCCUCGAUUGUUUUAUCAACGAAUACAUCGACGAUUCAAAUAGAAACCAUGUUUCUAUAUGUAAAAGAUGAUUGUACCAAAGUGAUAAUUGAAUAUGAAUCGUUUCAAUUUUUAUUUGAAAGUUCGAAAAUUUAUUAUUGUUGCAAAUCUCCCGGACAAAGAUCGAUUGAUAUACAAACUAUAAAUACAUACUCAGACUACGCGCCGGAAUUUUGGAAAAAACAUGAUCAAAUUAUUACUAAAGAUGGUAAAGUUUGGACUGGGUUUAAAGCUCAAUAUUCUGAAGAAACUAGACGUUAUUAUGGUUAGUACUAUCAAAUACACACUGAAAAAAAUUAACUCAAUUCAAGAGAUAAACUGUUGAAUUUAUUAGUCAAAUUUUUCUGGAAAACUUUCUGUUGUUCUUAGAGUUUUAAUUUAUUAAUUCAACAGAUGAUGUCUUGAAUUAAAAAAAAAAUCUGGAAAACGGUUGAUCCUACAGGCCAUCCCUGGAACUUCCCGCUAUGUACGAGUUCAAAACGCUCGAGAAAUCAUCUAUUCCGACGUUUUGAGCUUUUCGAGCUCAAAAAUACAACUGUUAUAC
Molecule: messenger RNA, 994 nt
Organism: Cotesia glomerata
Lineage: Eukaryota; Metazoa; Arthropoda; Insecta; Hymenoptera; Braconidae
Exons: 2
Coding region: 115-720 (201 amino acids)
Source: RefSeq, a predicted model, not a curated record